Molecule: messenger RNA, 636 nt
Organism: Williopsis jadinii
Lineage: Eukaryota; Fungi; Ascomycota; Saccharomycetes; Phaffomycetales; Wickerhamomycetaceae
Exons: 1
Coding region: 37-402 (121 amino acids)
Source: RefSeq, a predicted model, not a curated record
ACAAUGCAUGAAAACAUAUAAAAGUGAAUCCAAUAGAUGAAUAACUUUUCAUGUUUCAUAUUUUUAUAUAUGAUAUAUGGUGGCUUUCGUGUAUAUCAUGUGCUCUCAGUUUGCUCCCCAAGUAUCUUGAUGUGUACUUCACUAGAGGGGUUGCUUAUCUAUUCCAUAUCCAAAGAUCAUAGAAAAGAUAUACGUGCUCCUUCCAUUUUCUUUUUUUUUUGUAUGAGGGAGGGUGAUGGUAUUAGCAAAUAUAUAUUUUGUAGUCUUUUUUUGUAUGUUCUCGUGUGUUUUUUUUUUUUGUUUUUUUUUGUUUUUGCAUCAAUUGUAUUAAUCCUCCAGUUUCGUAAAACAUUUGUCUGUCUAUUAUUGCUUGCAAGCAAGUUAAGUUUCCCCGAAAUAUAACUAUGAGUUCUCAUAACGGAGUGGCGGUGUUUUGUACGAAACAUGAUCUUUUCGUCAGGUAUUCUGGAGGAAACGUGAAUACACUAUGUGGGAAUGUUUAUUCCUAUAGUCUUAGCCAAGUCAUGUUUUGUUAACCUUUAGUUUUAUGGGUUCAUUGAAGACCUGAUUGUUUCAGUUUUUCGAUUGAAAUUGUUCUUCUGUACAUUAUAUGAUGAUAGGUUUUGACCUCAUAUG